AUGGCACAUCGAAUACGUCGUAGUUCAAUGGAACGUUUAAAACUUUACGACUUAGAUAAUUUAAAAUUUUCAUCAUCAAAUCGUGAAUUACCUCCACCUUUACCACCUCCACGUAAAUAUCGACGCCAUCGACCACCAGCAAGUCAAACAUUCGAACAUUAUCAUUUUCUUUGUAAUAUGAAA
Molecule: messenger RNA, 183 nt
Organism: Rotaria sordida
Lineage: Eukaryota; Metazoa; Rotifera; Eurotatoria; Philodinida; Philodinidae
Source: the annotation of a GenBank genome assembly